Messenger RNA from Pieris macdunnoughi, 1749 nucleotides. The record is from the annotation of a GenBank genome assembly. NCBI's taxonomy places the organism in Eukaryota, Metazoa, Arthropoda, Insecta, Lepidoptera, Pieridae.
AUGACUGACGUUGAAGAUGCUAAUAUUGUUAAGUCAAUCGAAGAAAAUAAGAGCGCAGAGAAGAGUAGCGGUAAUAUAAACAUUAAAGAAGAAGGAGUAAUUGUUAAGAAAGAGGAUGUGGAAUGUAUGCUGUGUGUUGAGCGAUGCGGAGAAGUUAUUGAUAUUAAUACACGGACUCACGCUGGAACCCUGUUACAUGAGUAUCUCGCAAAGUACACACAAGUAGACAUUACAGCAGAAAAUACCUCUAAGCAAAUAUGUAAGAAUUGCUUUGACCUUGUAGAUGUAUUAGAGCAGACAGAAGCUGAGUACCUAAAAUUAAAAGUUACAUUUGAAGGUAUUAUUAGUAAAAAUCCACUAUUUGAUGCUCAACUGUCUUCUAUCGACGUAGUUAAGCGUGAGAAUAAUCUACAAGCAAUAAACCAAGACUCUUCUGAUUCAGAAGAUGAACCCCUUUCAUUAACGAAAAAGAAAAGAAUACCAAAAUCUGUGACACGAAAAAUCCCUGAUACCCACCUAAAUAAAAAGAAGACUGUUAAAACAAGACGUAAAUUAAAUGAGGAAAGCUGGGAGUGUAAAGAGUGUGAUGAACAAGGCAAUAAGGGAGGUCAGGCUGGACUUGUUUCACACAUGCUGUUAAAGCAUAUGGGUCCACUACAAGAUGAAGUCAUAAAAAAAGAAAACAAUGACAAAAGCCAUGAUAUUGAGCUUGAUGAUAUGUUAAAAGUUGAAGAUGAUGGGUUUGGAGAUAAUGAUGACGAGGACUACAUUCCUGAACCGGAAGUUGAAGAUAAAAAUGAAGCAGAUCGUACAAAGGGAAGAGGGCGAAAGAAAGGUGCACGCAAUAAACCAAAACCAAAGAAGCACUUCUAUUGCGAUAAAUGUCCGUCCAAGUUCACAUCGCCUGUUCGUCUAGAGCAGCACAAUAAAAGGCAUGAGGCGGAAGGAAAGCCGCCCUUCAUUUGCGAAGUGUGUGGGGCACACUACAAGCACAAGAGGGCGUGCGAUAUACAUGUAGCACUACACAAAGGUAUAAGCGACUGGAAAUGUGAGGAAUGUAACAAGUUGUUCCCGUCCAAAGGCGCGCUGCAGCGACACAAUAAUAUUCACACCGGAAAACUUAACUACCAGUGCGACCUCUGCGGCAAGUCCUUCAUUCACACGUCGUCCUUCAAGAUGCACAAACUCUCCCAUUCGGGGGUUAAACCCCACGCGUGCGAUGUGUGCGGUCUGGCCUUAAUGACGCGUUCGCACCUCAAACGCCACAAGCGCGUACACAGCGGGGAGAAACGUCACGAGUGCGUACUUUGCGGAAAGCGGUUUUCGGAACGGUACAAUUUACUAGCGCACGCAAAAUCACACGAUCCGCACGCAGCUAAUCCAAGUCAUCAGCCGGCAACCGAACGGCGUCGGAUGUUCCGAUGUCCGUACUGUCAAGAGCGGUACGAGAGGAGGUAUUUGUUGGAACGCCACGUGUCGACUUCCCACGGCCGAUCCUUGGAACGGCCACCAGCCACGCCCCGUAAUACAAUGAGUAAGCUGCUCAAGGCGCAGGCGCAGCGACGAGCUGCAGCGCCUCUAACGGAUGAUACAUACAAUUCGGACACAAAAGAGUCGCAAAGUCCUGAAGCGCGUUCUUCGCCGGCCACUGCGCAUAAACUCACGCAAAACACUUCAGCGGACCCGAUCAGUGCCUGGACCAACGCGUACGCUGCGGAGUUUGGGUUAAGACAGGACUAUGCGCAAUGA